CGUAUAGUUAUUGGAAAAAAUAAAUCCGUUACGACCAAAGUAUUACUUAAAGCAAAAGAAAAACUAAAACACAUAUUCGGCUUUGAAUUGAUUGAAUUACCUUCAUUAAAAGAAAAAUUUAAUCUAACUCAAACACAACAAAGCACUCAACAAUAUGAAUCAACACAAUCAAAAGGACCAGCUACAGGCACUUUUAUUAUACGCUCAAUUCUUAAAGAUGAAUAUCGUACUCCAGAGAUCAUUACACGUUCAACAGCAGACUAUAAACUGAUGGGUGUUUUGUAUGUGAUAUUAGGUUUGAUCUUUCUUAAUGGUCAAACGAUGAUUAGUUCUGAACUUUAUGGACAUUUGGAUCGUUUAAAGAUAACGAAAAAUAAUUCGGAAUUUGAUGAUCGUGAUAAAUUACUUGAUUCAUUCAUCAAGUCUGGUUAUUUAAAAAAGACACAAUUAAAUAAUGUAACAGAGAAUGAAGAAAUAGAAUAUAAUUUUACUUGGGGACAAAGAGCGAUUGUUGAACUAGGACCUGCAGGCGUAGUUUCAUUUUUAUCUAGCGUAAAAAUC
This is a messenger RNA of Cokeromyces recurvatus, 561 nucleotides long. RefSeq names its product MAGE homology domain-containing protein. Gene Ontology annotation, cellular component: nucleus. Lineage: Eukaryota; Fungi; Mucoromycota; Mucoromycetes; Mucorales; Mucoraceae. The record is from RefSeq and is a predicted model, not a curated record. The transcript has 2 exons. The annotation marks the transcript as partial.